AAUAUUUAUAUGGCAUUCCAGUUUUUUCUACCUUUUUAUUAUCCUAAAGAAGUAGGAAGAGCCAAAUUAUUUUCUCUCUGCUAUUUAAAUCAUAGUGCUUUGUUGAGUCAGGGUAAUUGUCUAUCAGUCCAAUCAUUUUGACAGUGACACUGUCGAAGAUGAUGUUUACCUUUUCUAAAUAAACUGUAUCCUUAUUUUUACAAUAAUUAUCUGAUACUCUUAAGACAUAUAAAAUGAAAUUUGUGUAUAUUCACCAUAUUUGUAGUAUAACAAGAAAUUUGAGUUUAUUAACAGAAAUUUAAAGGUAAUGAACUGUAAUUCAGAUUCCUGUCAACUGGAAAUGUUUAUGAAUUGUUUUUGCUGCCUCUCUAGUACACUGAUCUUUUACCAAUAUAGUGUUUUUCCUUAAUGAAGUUUCUAAAUAAAAUAAUGUUCAGGAUAACUCAUCAUUUCUUUGUUUUAAAAAGCAUAGUACUAAAUAGCCAGAGGUUUGAUUUCUUAGGAGUCAGCUGUUAGUGGUUCUAGUCUCAGUGAUCACCAGCGCCACCAACCUAUAAUAUUGUGGAUACAGAAUUUUGUUCACCUGGGAAGGGCGUUAUAGAAAACUGCUACUACUUAGAGAAAAGUAAGUAAAAAUACAUGUCCUGAUUAGCUUUUGAAGAUAUGAUUAAAGACUGUAUUGGUUUUAAGCAAUGUCUGUGAAAGGUAAAACUAAAUAAAAUGUUAGGUCUAUUUAACAGAUAACUGAAAGAAUGGAGAUAGAUAUAAGGAGAACUUUUGGACAAUAAUGAUUAGAUCUUAGAAUAUGUUUCCCAGAAGGAUGUGAAGGGGGGAGGGGGAGGGUGUGUGUGUGUUUGUGUUUGGGGAUUGAACCCAGGGCUUUACACAUGCUCUACCACUGAGCUUCACCCUCAGCCCCCACGGGAAUAUUGUAAAGAAUUUAACAUAGGACAUUGUUAUGGGUUAUUCUGGCAGUGCUCAAAGUGGUAGGAGAACAAAUAAUAUGGACUUCAUUUUGUCAGGACUGUCUAAUGAAAGUUAGGGAGAAUGUCAUUUUUUCUAACAAUCAUUAAUAUUGGAAUCUCAUUUUCAAACAUUGAUUUUACAAGUGAUCUCAUGUAAAUCACUCCUUUUUUGUACCACUACAAAAUAGGUACAUUUAAAAUUACCUAUUUAUGUUGAGUGUGGCUCAGCUCUCAGAAGGCUAGCCUGGAGUACAUAGCAAGGCCCUAUCUUAAAAAAAUAAUAAUAAUAACCUAGUAUGUAACACUUAAUUUGCAGACUGUUCUUAUAUUACUAUAUUUUCUUGAUUCUAAGAUAUUAUCAGUUAUAAAACUCAUCCUUUGACUUGAGAUCAACUUUUUUCCCUUUUUUGGAAACAUCAGAUGCUUUCCUUGAAAGAGGAGAAAAACUUGAUCUGACGAUCAUUCUGAAUUACUUUUGGCUAUAAGUAUUGCAGCCACAUGCAGCUUGUCUUCACCUAGCACUUUUAGGAUUGGUAGCAUAAUUCUGAGGCACAUAUAGGAAUUACUUUGGCUAGAUUUCCAUUUUGUACUUAAUUAAAUUAGUUUUUUCUAAUUAUAUUACAUAGAAGUUAAAUAAUUUUUCUUGAAAAUCAUCCAGAAGACUUAACAGACAGAUAUUUGGUAUCUGCUCAGGAUUAAUGCUGGUAAAUCUUCACUAAAGAGAAAUCAUCUACACAUCGCAUAUAGUUCUGCAUACAUAAUAACUUUUUGUUCUGAUGCUGCAUUAUACUGGUAUUUAUAAAGACCUUUUAAGAGGUAAUUAGGGAUUUUAAAAUUAAGUUAAAAUUAUACUGUAUACAGUUUUAUCAAUGCAGACAACUAAAAUCACAGAUUAAAAAGGUAUAUUCUUAGUCAUGGAUACAAUACACAUGGUUAUAAUGCCAGCAAUUAUAACAUUUUAAGUAAUGUCUGGCAAGAUUCUUUUUAUUUCUUUCAUUUUAUUCUGCUAAGAAUGGAAUAGGGGAUAUUUGAAAGGACCACAUGCUACAACAUAGGCUACAACAAAUGCCACCAACACCAAACUUCCCAUUAAGGUUUAAAGAAGAUUUGAUUGUUUCCAUGCAGCACCCCAAGUUCUUCAUGGAGGGUUGUGGAGUCUGUCAGUACAAGACAGUUCCUCAGUGCUUUCAUGGGAAACCAUCCUUCAGGAGGAGGACAUCCUCUUGCAGCUCAAGAGUAUCCUGUAGCUCCAUGUCUUUUCAGCUUUGAUGUGAGUGUGGGCAGGGCUUGUAUCAAGUGGGCUGUGAACUAUGCUGCAUUCCUUCCUAGUCUUAUCUUCCCAGAAGACCCAGGCAGCUGUGCUCACUUCUGCUUGUGUUUAUUCUCCAGCUCCUUAUGUUGCUGUGUUCCCUGGUUCUUUUUCUUUUCUUUCUUUCUUUCUCUAUCUAUCUAUCUGUCUAUUUACUUAUUUUUUUUUUGGUGGUACAGGGGUUUGAACUCUAGGCCUCAUGCUUGCUAGGUAGGUGCUCUACUGUUUGAGCCACUCCACCAGCCCUUCCCUGGUCCUUCUUCAUCUGCCACUCUGAAAUGACCUCUAACUUAAGGUGGCUGCCACACCUCGCAGCCCUCAGUUUUUUUGGCUACAACGUAAGUGACUUGGCAUUUCUACUUGCCAUCCCCAGCCUUCUUAUAGAGACUUUGUACCACCUUCUCUUGUUCUUGGAUGUCCACUGUAUUCACUGCAACUUCUGCCUUCUUGGUUUUGUUCCAGUUUCCUCAGCAUCCUUUGUUUCUUUCUGGACUUGACCUAAUUUUCAAGUAAUGCUUCACCUUCUUCUUGCCAGUAGGCAAUGCUGUAUCUUGUAUGGCUUCUCUUCCUGCACAAAUCCCUCAUCUUCAUUAAAUGUGUGCUGGUUGAAGGAAUUAUCCAUGAGGUUUCUCUUAGACUUUUUGGAAGAUGCAAUAACUGCACUUAGAGAAAAGUGUUCAAGGUCCAGAAUCCUGUGUUCUCCAUAGGCACUGCCUCAAUCCCAUCAUUAUCUGACUUAGGUCCAUGGCUUCACUUCUUACCAUGGGAUGGCUAUCAUUUCUCUUCAUCCUUACUUCUACUGCUAACACUGUCUGACCUGUCACCUCUAACUACCCUCUCAGGGUCAGUGGCCAUUCCUGUCCUCUUAGGCGCUUCAUCUGGGCACUUGGAGAGGUAUCCCCUCAAUCUUCAAGCUGGAGGGUGGGAGUGAUAAUGGUGGUGGUAGCUUCAGCUGCUGCUGCUGCACCAUCUGAAGGCUCUCCUAGGACAGUUUGACCCAACUUAUCCCCAGAGCUUUAUCAGCAUCAUUCUUAAUUCCAUAAAGCUAUGCUUUGAGAAUCACAGGUUGACUUGUUCUUCCUGCAGCACUGCCUUUUCCUCCAGUGAUACCACCAGAGGAUUCUCUUCCCCCUCCUCCUUUUUAUCAUCUUUUGCUUAAGCAAAUCACACACACAUUUGGUCCUUCAGAUCCUGAUGUUUUCCCACUACUGCCAGCUCCUCCAGGUCCAGGUCACUGUCCAGAGAAGUAUCAUUGUCCUCCUGAGGUUCUUUUGAUAUCUACCAUAACACUUUAUUUGAAAAAUAUGUGACAAAAAUAAACCUUUUAGUGCUGAGGAAAUAGUUUCCUUUUCCUCUCAAAAACUGUAUAAGGAAUUCAGAGUAGACAAUGGAUAUUGUUUUUGUUAACAUAAAGAAUUUGAGUGCUUGAGACUUAAGGUGACACAAUAUAUGAUAGAUCUGGGAUUCUAAACCAGUUUUUCUAGACUUCAGAUGUUUAUACUAUCUACUAUAAAAAUGUAGAAAAGUAGACCUUUUCAAUAAUAAACCACUUAGUUAUAGGGUAAUUUCAAUUUAAUAAAAUUCAUUUAUUCAACACAUUUUUAUGAAAUAUUAUUAUAUGCUAGAAUUUUUGCUAAAUGAUGGUAUAAGACAAUAAACAAGAUAUGGUCUAAUGUCCUCAUGAAACCAACAGUGUUGGGAAAGACUGAAACUAACAUUAGUUAUGACUAAGAUUAGUGUCAAAGGAAGAGUUGUAAGGAGAUAUGAGAAGCUAUAAUAGGUACACCUAAUAUGUUCUGGAAUGAUAGGGGAGUAUUGAUGGUAAAGUCAAGGAAAGACAAGAGAAGUAACUUAAGCUCAGAUGGGAAGAAUCAGCAUGAGUUAGCAAAGUCUAGGCACUGGGAGAAGAGUUAGCUAGAACAUUAGUAGGCAACAGAAAAAUAAAAGAACCUGCAAAAAUAAAAGAAUGAACUUAAAGGACUCCAGUGUGACUGAGCAUUGAGAAAAAGAAGAAAUAAAGAUGGGGAAUACACCAAACAUUACAAUUCUUAUUCAGGAUUUUUCCCUUUAUCCUAAGGGUAUUUGGGAAAUGAUGGAAAGGCUUUAAGGAGUAUGCCAUGAUUAAAUUUCCAUUUAGAAAACUUGAAUCUGACUGCAGUAUGUAGAAGCAAUGUUGUUAGAAGCUGGUUUUGUAGACUAGAUUGGGAAUCAUAGGUAGAGUUAAAGAUGAGGGAAUAAACGUGAAAAUUGGGAUGUAAACAAAGCCUGGUAUUUGAAGAAAUAUAAAACACGUAUUGUUAUUCUAUCUAUAGAAUAUGAUGGUAAGAUCAUUUCUAAAACCCUUUCAGUAGCUUGUGUAAUGUUAGGAAGUGAUUGUAUUAUAGAAUACAAUUUAGAAAGCCUAGUUGCUUAAAAAUGGUUUGUGAGUUGAGCGAAUUCAUUUUAUUAUUUGACUCCAUUAAAUAGAAUAGAAAGAACUUAGUUUUUAAGAGAAUAUGGUAUAUUAAUUUAUAUGUUAAAGUACCUAAGCAAUUUUGUACAUACACAAUGUGUAACAUACAGUGGAUGUCAUCACUUUGUUUACACCAUUUAUUAAUAAAUAUCAGAUUUGAAUAGUGACUAAGAUUUUCCUAGUCUUGCUUGAUUCACUGAAACUUAGAUGAGAUCUUUUAAACUAUUUUGCCCCAAAUAACAUUCUAUGCAAAAUAUCUUUAUCCAUUAUUAUAGGAAUUUAUUAUUUGAUCACUGGGUCUAGAAAUAGACUCUUAGUUAAACUCCAGAGGAUUCAGGAGAAAAACAUUUUGAAAGCAUAAUUCCCUGGAUUUCUUAUGAACUCAUAUAGUUUCUUAACUAACAGUAUUUCUUGAAUGUAUCUAUGGCUAUUACUAGUCUGCUUUCUCAAGGGUAAUAUGAUCAAAUCCUAUAAAGUCCUUGGCUAUGAAGAAUUAUGCCAUUUAGGGAAAUAAUACAGAGACUGAUGAUCUAGAGAGUUUGUGCUCAUGUAAAUGGAGAAGGUGACAUCUAAUAUUCAUCUGAUUUUGUCCAUGUGAGUAUUCAGGCUGAUUUGCCAGCACUUUGAGAAGGAUCCAAAAACUAUAGAUUUUCUGUGAAUUAGUUGGUUAACUAAUUCAAAUGUCUUUAUCACUGUACAAGGUACACUAUGCCUAUGGAAUAGUGUGUCUCUCUCAAAAUACUAUUUAAAGAUAAGAGUUUUAUAGCCUCUCCUAACACACUAUUUAAAGAUGAGAUCAAAUUUUUGUCUAGGUAGAAUAAAUUGAGAAAAGGAACAGAGGAAGGGGAGGAGGAAAGGAGGUUUUUAAAAAGUACAAAACUAGUUACAUGUUUAUCUUUUUAGUUCAAGUUCAAGGAUCAACUUAACUUUCCCCAGAAUAGUUAUCAUGUGCUUCAGGGCAUACUUCUGGGAACUUCAACUAUCAAAAAACGCAUGACUGGGAACUUAGAGUUGGAUGAGAAUAUGUAGCCAGUAAAGUCUGUUGGUUCUUACACAGUGUGAGUAAAGUAAAUAUGGCAGGAAAAAGAGACAGUUGAUAUCAGAGCAAAGUCAAACUCUAAGAAUAUAGUAAUCUGAGUACAACAUGGGCCCAUGAAAGUAUUAUUUUCUGAAGGUAUACUGUGACUUUUACAUUGAUAAAAAAAAGGGGUCAAAUUGUUUGGUCCAUUCACAAUUUUUAAAUACUCCCUUCCCAAUGACACAUACAAUCAAUGCACAAUCAUUGUAGGACAUCUGAAAACCUAGAAAAAAUAGCAGUGUUUUUUUUUAAGUCAAGAAUAAGAUAAGAUAGAUUAUAAAUUUUUCUAUAAGUAAUUAAAUAGACCUUAGCAAUUCUUACUUUCCUGACAGCUAAUUAUUUUCCAAAUUGAUCUAUUUUUGGCUUAAAUAAAAAGGGUAUUGUUUGGUUCACAUAAAAAAAGUAUCAGAAGUAAAACACACAUUAGGAUUACUUAUUCCCGUGGCUCGAUGAUUUUUAUUAACAUUUUAAUCAUAUAAGGUAAUGGGACUUAUUUUGACAUUUUCAUACAUACAUAUAAUAUACCUUGAUCAUAUUCAUCCCCUCUAUUGCCUCCUCUUAUUUCCCCUAUUCCUUUUCCCUCUCCUCCUUCUCUCUUUACUUUUAUGUCCCUUUUUUCCCCCUAAAUUCUACUUGUGAGCAAUACUUGCUUUCUAUGUCUGGCUUUUUUCAUGGGCUAGAUUUGACUUUCUACUGUAUGCUUUCUAUUCUGUAGUGUCUGUCCCCCAACACUGUAGUUACAGAAUGUCUACUAGUUGUAUUAGGAUUGUGCAGUUUCCUCUUUCAAAUCCAAAGGGAAGAGAACUAAAUUCUGUUGAUUUUCUCAUGAGCAGUAUAGCUUCUUUUCUCAAAGCAGUUCCUGUUCACCCUUCUCCCAAGAUUGCUUCUUAUUGGCCUAAAUUUGUUAGUGCAAAAUAUACCUAAGCAAAUCAUUGGCAAAGGGGAUGAGUUUACCAUAUUGGAUUAGACUCCCAGUCAGUCUGCUUCCCUUCAGGCACAUCAACUACUAGGAGAGAUAUAGGUAAAGAAAUGAAAUCUUCAGUCAUUAGAAGGAGGGCAGCAUUGGACAGGUACUCAGCAUAGUUCACUAUAGUUAUAUUAUUCUGCAUUAUCUGAAAUUUUUACCUAUGUGAAACACCACCUUUCCCUAUCAAGCCUAUGAGUAUGAAGUGAAGUGAGUCUCUGAUGAAUUUACUCUGUCUCCAUUCCAGCAAUUUUAUUAGCAAAGCUUCCUCAGCUUCUGAAUUAAAGACACUAUAUAGACACUUCUGUAUAUAAUAAACUUUAUAAACCACAAAUAAAGCAAGCAGUCUGCAUUGUUGAGGAAAAUGCAGAUUCUUAAAUAAGUAUUAUUUUGAAAAAAAUGCACAUUCUCAGACUAAGGGUGUAGCCUGGGGUAGUGUCUGCUUAGCAAGUGGUGGUCCCAAGAUUUGAUCCCUAGCACACCAAAAAUAAAAAGUAAAAUUAAAAAUCCUACAGGUGUGUACUCUCCUGCUCUUCUCUUCAAACAAUUUUUGUAGUAACCUCUGUAGUGUAAACAGUAUGGUAUUGUCUGAUAAUAAAGGUGAAUUUUAGUUUAUGGGAUCAUUCAUAAAGCAAAAAUGAUAUCUUAUUUUUAAAGUUUUAAAAAUCUCUGUAGGGAAAAUGCUAAUUAUUUAGUUUAAGUAACUUAAGUCAUUUGACUAAAAGAGUUAACCAGUUGACCAUUUACUUCAAUUAUUUCAGAGUUUAGAUUUCUGGGUAUUAGUCACAUAUUUUAGUAUCUGGAUCAUACAGUCAUUACAAACAAAUCUAGGCCAAAUGGUCUAUGCUUCUCAUUUGCCAGCUUAGUUCUUUGACUACACUCUGACUUUUCAUUAUUUGGUUCUCUUUCAACUAAACCUUAUUUACUUCUGUUCACAGAAUACUGUGUUAAUUCUUGGUGUAGGAUGGGUCUUCUUGUGCAUUGACCCUCCAAUCAAGGUAACAAAGCAAAUUAAAGACUGCUUGUGGCUUCCGAGUUUUAGAAUUGUUGCUGUACAAAAGGUCACACAUGUUAAAUUACCUGCUACAGUGUUAAUUGUGUGAAACUUUGUUUAAAAUCCUGAAGAGACAUUUUUCACUCUUCUACCAUAACUUUUUCUUUUUUAAUUCUGAGGAUUAAGCCAGGGCCCGGUUGAAUGCUGAUCAAGUGCUUUACCACUGAGUUGAACCCCUAGCCUAGAGUUUAAAGAACUAACCUAUGUGCAAUUUGGUAUUGAGAGCCUCAAAACUCUUAAAUGUAAAUGCCUAAGUAAAUUUAAAACAUAAAGCUAGGCUACUUUUUCAUAUUAGAUGGUAUAGUGUUUUUAAUUAAGAAGUCUUGUUAUAUAAAGAUAAGGCAAAAGAAAGGGAAAGAGGGGAAUAAAUUGGAGCAAUAAAAAUUUCACCUUCAUUUAUAAGUGCUAUAGGAGCUAAAAUUCCAUUUUGAAAUACUUUCUUAACUUUCAAAGGGAUACAUUUUACCAUCAGCUUGUGUUGAUAGUUCAUAAUUUUCCUUUUCUUAAAAUUAAGAACUUUAUAUCUUUUAGAAUAUUUAGAUUGAUUACCACUAAAUUUGUGAUGCCUGAUUUUGCCCGUUGCAUCUGAUUUGGAAAGUAUAAAAGUAUAAAAAGCAUAGAACUCCCCAAAUGUUUCUAGAUAAAUUAAUACUUUAUUCAUCUAGCAUUAUUGGACCUUUGAUUAAUAUAUUUUCCAGAUACUCAUUUUCUUUGAUUGCUAGAACAUUUUACCUCAGCCAUUCUUACAAAAUAUAUUAGAAAGUUUUACGUAUUUAAAUGAGUUGGGAUUGUUGAUGAAAAUUUGUGAAUAUAAUCUCUUCAAGGGCUACUGAAGUAUGUCAGAAGGCCAUUUGCCCUUUCAAAAAACAAUUCAGUAGUUAUUGUUGUUUUGAGUUUUGUAAAUAGUGCCUUGUUUGGCAAAGCUUGUUAUUAAUUCAUAGAGCUACUCAUGUGCAGAGAAGUAUAAAGUAAGACAAAGAAGGUCUUGAUAGGCUUGAAGAGCUCUUCAGUGAAUGAAGUACUUGCAUUUCAUGAUGUUUGCUUUUAUAUCAGUUAGCACCUCCCUUCUGCCAUGUAUGCCCUUCUCCCCCCCACUUUAAACUCAUCUUUAAUAUGCUCUUUGGCAGUGUUCCAGAUGGUGUAAGAAGGAUGAGCUUAGACUUUGGAGCUAGACAAACCAUGAUAGGAAUUAUAACUGUGUCAUUUAAUAGUUCUGGGCCUUGAGCAAGUUCAUAGCCGUUCAAUGGGUAUGUUAUAACUAUCUUGCAGGAUUGAGUGAGGGUUAAAAAAUGAGUCUUUAAUUUAUGAGGUAUUUCAACAAAUGUUAGUUCCCUCUCCUUAUGCUUUAAGAUAACUGACUCACACACUUUGGAAAUGGCAUUUUAGCAUACUGUUGUAAGGAUUAGUUCAGUAUCACUAAAGUGUGGUAGCUUUUAAGAUACCUUUAAUUUUUCAGAAAUGUUAUGAAAUAAAAUAUUACUAAUUUGUUGACCAUAUGAAUGAAAAUGUGCUGGACUGUUUUAAAAGGCUGAAAGUACAAAUUCAGAUACAGGAAAAAUUUUAAUGUGGAAAAUCGAUUUUCUUUAGUUAAUAAGUAUAAUGAUAACAGAGAAACCAAGUAUCCUUUGACAUCUGGGGGGACUGAUUCAGGGACCCUUACAGAUAGCAAAAUCCAUGAGUGCUCAGAACCCUUUAUAUGAAUUGGUAUAGUAUUUUCAUAUAACUUGCUUAAUCUUUCUGUAUACCUUAAAUAAUCUCUAGACUAUAAUACCUAAUACAAUGUAAAUAGUUGAUGUGCUGUAUUGUUUAGGGAAUAAUGAAAAGAAAAACAUAUUUAGUACAGAUACAACAAGCAGAGACCUAAUUACAUAGUACAUGUCAGCAAGAACAUCAUUUUUUCAUGCAUAUUUGGAACACGUAAGUACCAAGAACUGUUUACAGUUAAAAAAAACAAAGCCCAGAGUUCUCAAGGCCAUUUUGCAUCUACUAGGACCACAGCAGUGCUGUACUCUUACAGUGAGUAUCAGUAACCUGAAACAAUACUGCGUUAGGUGCUCUAGUAAAUUGCAUAUCUAUAAUAGGCUUUAUGUUUUGUUUCUGGUGUGUGUGUGUGUGUGUGUGUGUGUGUGGUUUUUUUUUUUGUUUAUUUUUUUAUGGUAGUACUGGGGAUUGAACUCAGAGGCUUAUAAGUUUAACCCAGGCCUAUAAUUCCUUUGCUUUUAGUUUGUUUUUCAGAUAAGGUCUCAUGCUAAUUUUACCUAGGCUAGCCUCCAACCACUAGAACUGAGAUCCUCCAGCCUCUAUCUCCUGAGUAAGUGGGAUUACAAAUGUGCGCCACCAUGCUCUGCCUAUGUAAUAUAAUAGGUUUUAACACAUUUGUAUCAGAUUAUAUGAUACAAUUCAUUUAAUUAUAUCCUAAAUACAUAUCUAGUACCACGGUGUUGAUGGUAUGGGGGUGGGGUAGGGAACCAAAGCAAGGUCUCAACAUUUAUGGAGUUAUUUCACAGUAAUAUAAGCCAAUUGUUUGGGGAGAUCCAUAUUUGUAAUAUAAUGAAAGCCUACAAAAGUUCUCUGUUAUAUAUUCUUUAAAAAUGGAUCAUCUUGCUUCCAAAGGAAAGAAAUUAGUCAUUGUUCAUUAUUGAAAUUUGACCAUAAAUACUUAAUAGGUUCAUUGGAACUGAAUAUAGCAAAGCUUUCAUGUUGGUCCCUGUUGCUGGAUAGGCUGUUUGUGACUGUUUUACUUAUUUUGCAUUGUUAAGUGUGUUAAAAUACAUUUGCAUGUCCUAUUAAAUAUAAGGAACAUAUUUGAUCUUUAAACCCUAGAUUAUCAUCAUCUAUAGGCAUUCUGUGUAUUAAACUAUCUUGCUUUUAUUUCUUCUUCUGUAACAUAGUUAAGGCCUGUUGAUGAAAAAGAAAAGGCAGCUGUGAGUUGUUCGUCCCAAGUAACAAAUGAGUAUUAAUUAACACGAGAGUGAAGUUUAUGCUUCCCCACUUCCAGGUCUCUACUUGCAUGGUCCGCCACCUUUGCUGCCAUGGUACUCCUUUCCCUCUCUGAGCUCUCUGUGACCAACUCUAAGAACACUUUUGGCAGCUUCUACUGUCUGCCAUUCCUUCAUCAAGAUUGUAGCGGGACAAAAUAGGAAGUUUCCAGAAAAGAAAUUUUCAGUUUAAAUUCUCAACUGGCAAUUGGCCGAAAACUCCCAUGUGAAGACGUGAACAUCCAAGUUUCAUUUUGUGAAUGGCUACUGUCUGCUUGACGUAGGAAAGCACUAUCAAGAAAGGCUAAUGGAGUGACUAGCUGUCAAAAGGAAAUCAAUGAUUGCAUCUCCGGGACCAGUGUUAUCUCAGCAUUUAACCCAAGACUCAGUCUACUCCAGCCAUCAUGAAACUGAACCUUAUUCUCAACUAAGAGAGGAAAUAGCAAAAAUACCUUGUUUAUAUCAUGGAAGAUAAACCCAAAUCAAAGUAGAGAAAAUCUUAAACUUCCAGUACAAGAAGAUUAUAAAGUGGUCUCUCCUGCAACCAAGAAAGAUCUUCAGAUCUUUUUCAGUGUUCUUGGAGGUGGGGUGAGAGCUUGAUCAGUUUGUGUCAGCACCUUGUUCUCUAAAGUUACAAAUUAUAACACUGUGGUAGAAACAAACUCAGAUUCAGAUGAUGAAGACAAACUUCAUAUUGUGGAAGAAGAAAGUGUUACAGAUGCAGCCGAUUGUGAAGGUGGUGUGCCAGAAGAUGACCUGCCUACAGACCACACAGUGUUACCAGGAAGCAGUGAACAAGAAGGGAAUGCUAAGAACUGCUGGGAAGAUGAUGGAAAGGAAGGGCAAGGAAUCCUGGGGCCUGAAGCUCAGGCAGGUGAUGCAGGAUGCACAGUAAAAGAUGACGAAUGCGACUCAGAUGCAGAAAAUGAGCAAAACCACGAUCCUAAUGUUGAAGAGUUCCUUCAGCAACAAGACACUGCUGUCAUCUACCCUGAGGCGCCAGAAGAAGACCAGAGGCAGGGCACGCCGGAAGCCAGUGGGCAUGACGAAAAUGGAACACCAGACGCGUUUUCCCAAUUACUUACCUGCCCAUAUUGUGAUAGAGGCUAUAAACGCUUUACCUCUCUGAAAGAACACAUUAAAUAUCGCCAUGAAAAAAAUGAAGAUAACUUCAGUUGCUCCCUGUGCAGUUACACUUUUGCAUACCGAACCCAGCUUGAACGUCACAUGACGUCACAUAAGUCAGGAAGAGAUCAAAGACAUGUGACACAGUCUGGGGGUAACCGUAAAUUCAAGUGCACUGAAUGUGGAAAGGCUUUCAAAUACAAACACCACCUAAAAGAGCACUUAAGAAUUCACAGUGGAGAGAAGCCAUAUGAAUGCCCAAACUGCAAGAAACGUUUUUCCCAUUCUGGUUCCUAUAGCUCACAUAUAAGCAGUAAGAAAUGUAUCAGCUUGAUGCCUGUGAAUGGGCGACCAAGAACAGGACUCAAGACAUCUCAGUGUUCCUCACCAUCUCUUUCGGCAUCACCAGGCAGUCCCACACGACCACAGAUACGGCAAAAGAUAGAGAAUAAACCCCUGCAAGAACAACUUUCUGUAAACCAAAUUAAAACUGAACCUGUGGAUUAUGAGUUCAAACCCAUAGUGGUUGCUUCAGGAAUCAACUGUUCGACCCCUUUGCAAAAUGGGGUUUUUAGUGGUGGUGGCCCAUUACAGGCAACCAGUUCUCCUCAGGGUGUGGUGCAAGCUGUUGUUCUGCCAACAGUUGGUUUGGUGUCUCCCAUAAGUAUCAAUUUAAGUGAUAUUCAGAAUGUACUUAAAGUGGCAGUAGACAGUAAUGUAAUAAGGCAAGUUUUGGAGAAUAAUCAAGCCAAUCUUGCAUCCAAAGAACAAGAAACAAUCAGUGCUUCAUCCAUACAACAAGGUGGCCAUUCUGUCAUUUCAGCCAUCAGUCUUCCUUUGGUUGAUCAAGAUGGAACAACCAAAAUUAUCAUCAACUACAGUCUUGAGCAGCCUAGCCAACUUCAAGUUGUUCCUCAAAAUUUAAAAAAAGAAAGUCCAGUUCCUACAAGCAGUUGCAAAAGUGAAAAGUUACCAGAAGAUCUUACUGUUAAGUCUGAGAAGGACAAAAGCUUUGAAGAGGGAGCAAAUGAUAGCACUUGCCUUCUAUGCGAUGAUUGUCCAGGCGAUCUUAAUGCACUUCCAGAAUUAAAGCACUAUGACCUAAAGCAGCCUGCUCAGCCUCCUCCACUCCUGGCCCCAGAAGCUGAGAAGCCUGAGUCCUCUGUUGCAUCAGGUACUGGAGAUGGCGAUUUGUCUCCCAGUCAGCCACCUUUAAAGAACCUCUUAUCACUCCUAAAAGCCUACUAUGCUCUAAAUGCACAACCAAGUGCAGAAGAGCUCUCAAAAAUUGCUGAUUCUGUAAACCUACCACUGGAUGUAGUUAAAAAGUGGUUUGAAAAGAUGCAAGCUGGACAGAUUGCAGUGCAGUCUUCUGAACCAUCUUCCCCUGAACCAGGCAAAAUAAAUACACCUGCAAAGAAUGAUGAACAGCCUCAAUCUACAAAUACAAAUGAACCCCAGGACAGCACAAGUCUACAAAGUCCUCUGAAGAUGUCUAACUCCCCGGUUUUACCAGUGGGAUCAACUGUCAAUGGUUCCAGAAGUAGUACGCCAUCCCCAUCACCUCUUAACCUUUCCUCAGCCAGAAACACACAGGGUUAUUCGUACCCAGCAGAGGGUACACAAGAAGAGCCACAAGUAGAACCUCUUGAUCUUUCACUACCAAAGCAGCAGGGAGAGUUAUUGGAAAGGUCAACUAUCACUAGUGUUUACCAGAACAGUGUUUAUUCUGUCCAAGAAGAACCCUUGAACUUGUCUUGUGCAAAAAAGGAGCCACAAAAAGACAAUUGUGUUACAGACUCAGAACCAGUUGUAAAUGUAAUCCCAAGUGCCAACCCCAUAAACAUUGCUAUACCUACAGUCACUGCCCAGUUACCCACAAUUGUGGCCAUCGCUGACCAGAACAGUGUUCCAUGCUUACGAGCACUCGCUACCAAUAAGCAGACUAUUCUAAUUCCCCAGGUGGCUUAUACAUACUCGACUACAGUCAGCCCUGCAGUCCAGGAACCACCCUUGAAAGUGAUCCAGCCAAAUGGAAAUCAGGAUGAAAGGCAAGACACUAGCUCAGAAGGAGUAUCAAAUGUAGAGGAUCAGAAUGACUCUGAUUCUACACCACCCAAAAAGAAGAUGCGGAAAACAGAAAAUGGAAUGUAUGCUUGUGAUUUGUGUGAUAAAAUAUUUCAGAAGAGCAGUUCAUUAUUGAGACACAAAUAUGAACACACAGGUAAAAGACCUCAUGAGUGUGGAAUCUGUAAAAAGGCAUUUAAACAUAAACAUCAUUUGAUAGAACACAUGCGGUUACAUUCUGGAGAAAAGCCCUAUCAAUGUGACAAGUGUGGAAAGCGCUUCUCACACUCUGGAUCUUAUUCUCAACACAUGAAUCACCGCUACUCCUACUGCAAGAGAGAAGCAGAAGAACGAGAUAGCACAGAGCAGGAAGAGGCAGGACCAGAAGCCCUGACAAAUGAGCAUGUUGAUGCCAGGGCAUCUCCCUCACAGGUCGACUCAGAUGAGAGAGAGAGUUUGACAAGGGAAGAGGAUGAAGACAGUGAAAAAGAGGAAGAAGAAGAGGAGGAUAAAGAAAUGGAAGAAUUGCAGGAAGAAAAGGAAUGUGAAAAACCACAAGGGGAUGAGGAAGAGGAGGAGGAAGAAGAGGUGGAAGAAGAAGAGGUAGAAGAGGCAGAGAAUGAGGGAGAAGAAGCAAAAACUGCAGAUCCAAUGAAGGAUGAUGGAGCUGUAAGUCAAGCAAGCAGCUUAGAACAAAAAGUAAGCGAGAACGUUGAGCAAGUUGCUGAAGAAAAAACAAAUGAAGCCUAAUCAUUUUCUAGAAGGAAAAUAAAUUCUAAUUGGUCAUGAAGUUUGUUCUAUAUUAUCCAUGCUUUUCAUGGAAACACAGUACCCUAUACUGUGAUUCCUGUCACUACUGUGUAAAGUCAGAACUAAAAAAAUACAAAAUAUAAAAAAAAAAAACACUCACAAAUAAAAAUCCAGGUGUGCCUGAACCUCAGAGCUAGUAAUUUUUCAUGCAAUUUUCAAGGUUAGGAACAAGUUUAUAACAUGAAGCAGAUUAGAAAACCUUAAUGACUCAGAAAGGAAAGAUGAACAGGUUAAAGGAAAAUGAUAAUUAAAUAAGCAUCUGACACUCUUUCAUUUUAUCAGUAUUAUCACUUUUAUGUUGGUUCAUUCUUAAGCUGUACAAUUGGGAGGGAUUUUAUAAUUUUUUAUUGGUAAACAUAUGCUAAAUCUGCUUCAGUAUUUUAUUAUGUUUUUAAAAUGUGAGAAAUUCUGCACUACAAAAUUCCCUUCACAGAGAAGUAUAAUGCAGUUCCAAACCAUGCUAGCUACCUUUUAUAAAUUCAAUCUAGAAGGUAGUAAUUUCUAAUAUUUAGAUGUCCUAUUAGAACAUAUUAUCAUUUAAAGUGUAUUGUUAGCCUUAAGGAAGCAGCCGAUAGAAGAACUGAAGUUUUUACUCAUGUAAUUUAAAAUGGAGUUUAAAAGAUUGUCAUUGAGUUCUGAUUGCAGGGACUAACAGUGUUGCUACUGGCAAGGACAAGCAAAGUCAUCAGAAUCAGUGUUCGUGAUUGUGUUUGAGUAUGUGGUAGCAAAUAUGAAGGAUAUGGUGUGAAACUUGUAUCUCCUUUGGCCUUAAGCAAGACCUGAAUGCUGUAAGUGCCAUUUCUCAGUAUUUUCAAGGCUCUGAUCCGCCUUCAUUCAGUGUGUGGCCUACAAUAACUAGCAUUUGUUGAUUUGUUCAUUGUAUCAAAAUACCCAAAUAAAACUUAAAACCACUGACUCUGUCAGAGAAACUGAAACACUGGGACAUUUCAUCCUUUAAUUCCUCAGUAUUCAUUUUGUGUUAAUUGACUUUCAGAAUUUCUCUACAGAAACAAAAGGGAAAUUUUCUAAUCUGCUUUAUCCAUGUACUUGCAUUUCAGACAUGGACAUGCCAUUUUGUUAUUUGGCUCAUUACUGUUUCCAAAUGUUAGUUAUUAUGGACCCAAUUUAUUAACAACAUUAGCUGAUUUUUACCUAUCAGUAUUAUUUUAUUUCUUUUAGUUUAUAGAUCUGUGCAACAUUUUUGUACUGUAUGUCUUCAAACCUGGCAGUAUUAAUACCCUUCUUACUGACAUAUGUACUUUUAGUUUUAGAAAACUUUUAUAUUUAUGUGUCUUAUUUUUAUAUUUCUUUAUUUAUUACACAGUGUAGUGUAUAAUACUGUAGUUUGUAUUAAUACAAUAAUAUAUUUUAGUAUGAAAAUUUGGAAAGUUGAUAAGAUUUAAAGUAGAGAUGCAAUUGGUUCUCUUGCAUUGAGAUUUGAUUUAACAGUGUUAUGUUAACAUUUAUACUUGCCUUGGACUGUAGAACAGAAUUUAAAUGGGAAUGUAUUAGUUUUACAACUACAAUCAAGUCAUUUUACCUUUACCCAGUUUUUAAUAUAAAACUUAAAUUUUGAAAUUCACUGUGUGACUAAUAGCAUGAUGCUCUGCAGUUUUAUUAAGAGAUUUAGCCUAACCACAAAACUCUCAUUUCCUUAGCAAGCCAAAUUAGGAUUAUCUUAUAUAAGCAGUGUUGGGAACAAUGUUUAACAUUUUGUGCCAAUUUGUUCCUGUAUUCAUGUAUGUAAGUUACCAAUCUGACUCUUCAUUUUUAAGUUCCUUGUUACACCAUGGUCAUUUUCUAGUUUUUUACCAGACUUCCCCAUCUCACAAUAAAAUGCAUCAACAAGCCUGACCUGCUGUCUUUCUUUUAAUCAUUAUCAAGAUUUUCUUUUGAAAAUUCUCUGUGAAAUGGGAUGUUGCACUGUUAUCCUGCACUUUAUUCAUCUUGAGCUAAGUUUGGGUAACACUAAAUGUUUUAGACAGUCACCACUAAAUUGUAAAUUUUUUUAUGGUUAUAUAUUUCUGAAGAGUUCAAAAUUGACAGCUGAAGUCAUCCUCCAGUUCCAUGACUUCUUAUCCUUAGGUUACUCAGAAAUGUCUGUGUUUAGAUGCCUUUCUUCAGUACUCCACAGCUCUUUGUACCUUUCUCAUCACAGCUUUUGUACUAUUAUUUAUAUUCCUUUCCCCUAAGACUAAGGGCAUGUCUGUCAGUCAUCUGCACAUGCCCACUGCCCAACAGAGUGUCUAGCACUAGUUGGUACAACAAAUAUUUGUUGAAAGAAAAUAUAAUUUGCAUGUUUACACAUCUUAGCCAUACUUUCACUAUUUGUAUUGCUUCUAAUCCCAGAAUAUGUACUUUA
Messenger RNA from Castor canadensis (American beaver), 17164 nucleotides. Lineage: Eukaryota; Metazoa; Chordata; Mammalia; Rodentia; Castoridae. The record is from RefSeq and is a predicted model, not a curated record.